AGCCACCGUGUGCUCAAAUCUCCCACUUCUGCUUCGAUUUCGAUUUGGAGGCCAUGGCUGCCAUUGCACUCGCCAUGCUCUUGCCAUCACUGGCCCUGGCCGAGAAGUGGGCUGUCAUCGCGGCCGGCUCACAAGGCUUUAUGAAUUACAGGCAUCAGGCAGAUGCAUGCCAUGCGUACCAGAUCAUGCUCAAAAGCGGAGUGAAGGCUGAGAAUAUCAUCCUCAUGAUGCAGGAUGAUGUUGCAAAAUCUUCGGAAAAUCCCUUCCCCGGCCAGCUCUUCAACAAGCCGGGCAACGACUCCCCAGAUGUCUACAAGGGGUGCAAGGUUGACUACUCGGGCGAUAUCGUCACGGCCCAGCUUUUCCUGGAUGUGCUCACCAGCAACACUACCGGCGCUAAGGGCAAGGUCCUGAAGAGCACAGAGGAAGACACCGUCUUUGUGAAUUUUGUGGACCAUGGAGGUCCUGGCAUUGUGGCUUUCCCCAAUGGCCCCUUCUUGCACGUCAAGGAUUUGUCCAAGACUUUGAAGACCAUGCAGAGCAAGAAAAUGUUCAAGCAGCUGGUCUUUUACAUGGAGGCAUGCGAAAGCGGCUCCAUGUUCCCAGAUCUGCAGGCGGAUGGAAAGAUUCUGGCGGUCACCGCGUCCAACGGCCAGGAAUCAUCUUGGGGCACCUAUUGUGGUGAUGCAGCCAUGGUGAAGGGCAAGAACAUUGGCUCUUGCCUGGGAGAUCUCUUCUCUGUCAACUGGAUGGAGGACGACGAUCUCGGAAAGCUCGCCUCUGAAACUUUCCGCUCUCAGAUUUCCAAGGUCACCAAGCUCACGAACAAAAGCCAUGUUUGCAGCUUUGGUGACAAGUCCUUCGAGAAUGAAGCAAUUGGUGACGUGGAGGUUGAAGGAGCUGCGCUGUCUGAGACACCAUCCACGGACUCCAGCGUUGACACCCGGGAUAUCUACGUGUCCCAGGCCUUCUGGGCAUGGCAAAAUGCGCCAGAGGAAAUGAAGAGCCAGGCAUGGACGCGCUUUGUGAGCAUCAUCAAUGACCGCGAGAGGGACGACCAGCUCUUUGCAAAGAUUGGGGGGAAGGCAUGCGCAGACAGCCAGGGGCCCGCGGAGUGCCAGAAAAAGAUGUUGGACGAGCGUUCCGAGUUGAAGGACAUGGACUGCCACUACACCUUGGCACGCGCAGUGCAUGAGCACUGCCCAGUGUCGGCCAGCCAUCAUGCCACGGGCGGCUGGAAUGGCUACAACAUGAAAUUCUCUCAGGAGCUGGUCGACCACUCGCUGGAUUUGGUUGUUUGAAGAUGUUUGAAGUUCCAAUUUUCGGAAGAAUUCGGAGGGGCAUAAGAGCCAGGAAUCAUACGAACAAGUAGAUACAAACAGAUGUAACUAGACUCUCAUGACCAAUGAUUCUGAGGGUUUUGGUGAUGGUUCAACAAGUAUUCAACAAGUGCCACUUUUCCUGUCCUGCCUGGAAUGAUGUGCCAAUAUUGGCGAUGUUUGGAUUGAUGCUCCCGCAGCCUUCGAGAUGGUCAGAUAUGGUCAGAUAUGGUCACAUGAUCCCGCGCAGCGGCGCAGCGCGGCGAGGUCCUCUUGAACCUUUGCGAAGGCCAGGAGUUGGAGCAACUGUCGAAGAUUGUUCAGGAGGAGUGCAUCCAGGCCAAGGGCUUGACCGAGGUGGUCGUUUGAGAGGCUGCUUGACCCGGAGUGGCAUGCAGCGCAAGUUUUGAGUGAGCGGCACCAAUUUAAAAUGGUGGUGAUGCGGUGGCGAUGUUUAGAGUUUAGUCGAUGUCCCUCAUGUGCGCUUGGCACUUGGCACAGACAUUUGUAAGGCUUAUCGAGAAAA
Messenger RNA from Cladocopium goreaui, 1845 nucleotides. The record is from the annotation of a GenBank genome assembly. NCBI's taxonomy places the organism in Eukaryota, Dinophyceae, Suessiales, Symbiodiniaceae.